AUGAUAAAAUUCGCAGUGGGAAUCAUAUGCUACUACAUUGUGUACUGCUCAUAUCAUGUUUAUCAAAAUGUAAGGACCCCCGUGUAUGAACACACAAGAGAUGGGAAAAAAGAGGAAAAGGAGCAGAAAGAACCUCACGUUGGUGAGAAAUAUAUUCAUAGGGCAUUCACAAACUUUUUCAAACAAGAAGACAAAGUGGAUUAUCACCUGUACAUGUCAUGUGAAGAAGAUAUUGACCUGAACAGAUACGUAAAUGAGAAAGAGAACUAUUUGAAGAAAAAAAAAGAUUUUAUUAACGUGUAUAAUUUUAACAACGUCUCGUAUGACUGGAGUUAUGGUCAUCCUCCAGGCGGAGGAACCAAGUGGUGGAACCUCCUCGCGCCGAGGAAAUAUCCUUCCGUUGAGCUUACCAUCCCGAAGAAGCUCAUAAAGAAGAGGAAAGAGAUUUACCUGCACAUACUUACCUACGUGAAUGGAGAACUCUACCGACAUGGCUUCGUCACCAGUGCACUCACGAGGGAGGGAGGCGGGGGGAAGAAGUGGACUCGCAAGGAGAAAUACCUCUGGAAGGGCUUCCUAGACGAGGAGGAGGAGGAAGAGGAAGAAGAAGAGGAAGAAAACGACGACGAGGAGGAAGAAGAAAAUGAUGAGGUACGGGAGGUGUACAACGGUCAGUACAAGGGGGAGCACGGCAAGAAGCAUGCCAAGAAGCAUGCCAAGAAGCACGCCGACAACGCAGACGGAGAAGACGAGGCUGAGGAGGAAGACGACGACAACGAGGACAAGGUCGAAGAAGAAAAUGAGCAGGAGACCCACACAGGUGACGCGUCAGAACGUGGGAAAAGUAAAAGCGCCAGAAGAGAGCCUCCCCAAGAUGUAAAAAAAAAAAACAAAAAAAUGAGGCCAAAAAGAAGACAUGUGAAAAAAAAAACAAAACUGAAAAAAUUUUACAUUCCUAAGAAGGUAAAAUUUGGCCCUGUCAUCGAGCAUAAUGAUAUCAACGUAAAUAAAAUUGGAUUUUUCUCGAACAUAUUUCUGGACAAACAAAAUAGUAUGUACCUCCUUCCAACCUACUACAAUGAUCACCUGACUCCGGAAGAUGAAUAUGAGCUGCUUCAAAUCGGAGGGAAGGCAAAGAAGGAAAACCUCGGACGAAGGAGAAAAAAAAAACACACACAAGAAGAUAAUGUGACACACUCGAAUGACAACCAUACGCAGCGUGAAAAUACUAUUGAAAUUGAAUACUCUCCAAUGAGCCUCCCCCAGUUCAAUCUCUACAACAUCGUCAUCUUUAAUGUGAAUUACGCGAAAGAGAAAUAUAAAUUUGCGUCACACGAUUUGGAUAACUUGGUCAUACACUUUUGUGGGAAUAUCCAUCUGUGCCUCAUCAUAUGUAUUCUUUGUUUCAUCCUUCUGCUAAUCGAUCUGGUGUCUCUCGUGUUUGACUUGACUAACUGGAACGGGGUGAAUCACUUAUAUUCCUUCCCAUCAGGCACCGUUCAUUUUAAGUUACUCUUCACCUCGUUCAUAUUUCUUUAUUUGAAGAAUAGAAGUGACUGCAAAAUAUUGAUGCUCUUUUGCGUGGCCAAGAUGGCUGUCUGUCUUUGGAAGCUGCUGGAUCGUUAUGACAUUGAAUUUAUGCAGGUCUAUCCGUACGUGUGCAUUACGAGAAACACGGAGGAUAUCGAGGGUAGCGGCGGGGGAGGCGGCACUGGCAGCCCAAGCAUCGCCAACGGCGGGGGGAUGCACAAGAAGCAGUCGCGGACCAAGGUGGAGGAAAUCGAAAAAUAUAUCAAAAUGAAGAUGCCAAACGUCAUGAUCUGCACCGUAGUAUCCAUGUGUGCAUACAAUUUUAUGUACACUCCGUAUGAUUCCGUGUACGCCUUCAUCAUUCACUCGGCUGCUCUCUCUUCCUAUUUGUUUAACUUUCUCUUCAUAUGUCCCCAGAUUUUGCGAAAUUAUUACACCAAGACGGUGGAGCGCGUUCCGCUGUUUUUUUUCUUCUUUCUUCUCCCAUAUGUGCUCGUGGAUGACCUGUUUGCGCUCGUGCUGCGCAUUCCCCUUAUGCACAAGUGGAACGCCCUGGGCAACGACAUUGUGUUUUUUAUUUUUUUGGUGCAGUACUGCGUAUAUAAGAAGGGGGGCUCCCGGGUGGGUCCCACCGAUGUAGCCGCCGCGCCCCAGGGCGCCCAGGCUCAGCGCGAGUCCAAAAAGAGGAAGUGA
Plasmodium inui San Antonio 1 is the source of this 2223-nucleotide messenger RNA. RefSeq lists its product as hypothetical. Gene Ontology annotation, cellular component: endomembrane system; membrane. The transcript has a single exon. NCBI's taxonomy places the organism in Eukaryota, Apicomplexa, Aconoidasida, Haemosporida, Plasmodiidae. Bases 1 to 2223 code for a protein of 740 amino acids. The record is from RefSeq and is a predicted model, not a curated record.